AUGGUACAAGCAAUUCUACUUUGCAUGAAUGCAUCUCAAUAAACUUUUCAAUAAGAAGGCAUCACCAUAUUCAUGUUUCAUUUAUAUUAACCUGCAAUAAAUGUGACUGUGCACCAUGCUACUAUAAACAUUAAAUGACCUAUUGGAGAAAAUAAAUUAAGAUACAGGCACUGGUUACAUCAUGGAUUAAUGAGUUGUAAUAUUACAGUUGCUAGUGUCUUAAAUUGAUGUUAAAAUACAAUUUAUCCUUAUUUUUUCUGAUAAACAAAUAUAUGUUGAUCACAUCUUUAAUUUUUUUCUUAUAGUAUGUGUUGUAGCCUAGACGUAUUUAACUGAUGAUGAAUUCAUUCUAAAUAACUCCAAGAUACACAUUCCCCCUUCAUAAAUAAAUAAAUAAAUAAACUUCAAUAAUAAAAAUUAAGAAAAGAGAAAAGAACAAAACAAUUACAGUUUAUUCAUAAUAAAAGAUUAGGAUGCCUUUGAAAUGACACAUGCAAAACAUAAUUUUUUGCACAUUGUGGAGAGUGUGGAUGAAAAAAAAUCAGAUAACACAGCACUUGUAAUUCGAUUAUACUUGAUGAGUGAUCACCCUUGUUACUACAUAAUUCCAAUGUGUUAUGCUCACCACAAUGAUCACUUUAUACCACAAUGUGGCAAGAAUUAGAGAGGCUUUAAAGGAGAAUUAAAUCAUUUUCAGUGAACUUCCACUCAUCUCUGUCAAUAUGUGGUUGCACAAAUGCUAACGUAUUGCAACGCUACACACAUCCAAUUCAAUAUGCACACAUCAUGCCAGAAAAAAUGUCUUUCACUAACAGUGUGACAGAUAAUGGUUGACUGUAAGAAGCACAUGAAGUAAUUGACAAAACAAUAAGAUAGCAUGAAACAUUGCAGAAAAGGGACAGAAAAAAAACUAAUCUUUAAAAUAAAUCUUAUCUCUUCUAUUUUGAAUGUAUUCUUUUUUUUCAAUGAUCCAGCUACUGAACUACAGAGUAGUAAUGACAAAAUUCUUGUAAAGUCUACAUAAAAAGUAAAAUAUUAUUUCAGAGAAUCACUCGGAAUGUUUUUUUUUUCAUCAUAAAGCACAAUAUAAAUUCAGAAAAAAUACAAUCCUUGUCCACUUAUUUUAGAUGUUGUCAAUGAAUACUACAAUGACGAAAUGAAAUGAUGAUAACAAAUGAUUUUCAUCUCUUGACUAUCCUUAUCAUAUUGUUUAUAUUUCUAUUUUCUAUGUUUUGGGUUUAUGCCAAAUGAAAUACUGAAAAUAGUAAUCAAUCUUGUUUGUUAAAGUUUGUUUCUAGUUCAAUAUCUUUAAGAAGGAAAAGCAUAGGAUUUCCUGAGAAUUACUAUAUCAAUUCCAUCAAUGUAGUCAGAGGGAGAUAGGAGCAAUCAGGUCAACAAUCCUAAUUAUCUUAUUAACAAGGAAUGGGAAUGAACUAGUCAAUUUAGUCAAUUAUCAUUGUAUAAUUAAGAGUAAGAAUGGAAAAACCUUAAUUAAAUAAAUGACUGAUUACAUUAACUCUGGGAGAUAAACUGCAGGUGCAUAAUUAGGAAUACAUUUAAAUACGCCUUCAGUGUUCAUAUUUGCCAAUCAUAACUCUUUUUCCUAUAAAUUUUUCUCCAAAUUUUAUGUCUCAUAUAGAUAUUGAUAUUGAAGUGGAAAUAAAGGUUUAGAUAUUACAAUUAUAUAAAGAAAAAUAUAUCCAGGCCUCUACAUUUUUUUUCAUCAGUGAUGAAAAAAUUUGCUUUGCCGAUAGAAAAUACUGCUUGGCCAAUUUGUUUUAUUAUUUUCUUUGUUUUUUCAUUAUUUUUUUAAUGACAUUACUACUCUUAUUUCUAAAGGUCAUACAAAAUAACAAUUGAGAAUCCUGUACAGUAAAGAACACCCAUUAAGGACGUUCCACAGUUAUGUUUGUGCGCAUUAUGGUCUGCGCAUAGUUUACACUCUGCGCGCUGACGUCACAAUGGAUGAACAGGUGAUUGAUUAGCUGCGGGUAUGAGCUGAUUUUUCUCAUCUUCUACACUUUAACUGCAGAACCGAUGCGUUAUUUCAUGAAGCUAAAAAAUUUAAUUAUUCUAUGGACCAUUAAAAAAAAAUUGUCUACAAUUUCAAAAUACUUUACUUUGCAGUGCUGCCAAGAAUCACGAAUAUUACCCCGAGUUUGAAUAAAUGGUAGAGUGGUUUUGAUUUUUUCUUCACAUAGAUACUAAGCAUUCGGCGCAUUUUUGGUGUUUUAAAAAGCACAUUUGCUCUAAUAAAAAUGCUAAUAGUUUAAAAACAAGCACAUGAACCCCUAUUUUUUAAUGUUUGUACCUCUUGGGUAUACCUUUCUCUACAACUCUGCAAAUUUUAGUGAAAAUGACAUGGAUUUUGAAUAAAGUGCAGCAUUUAUUGUACGUUUGUAGUUUGUUACUGAAAUUUUUACAUUUUUUAGAUUGGGAUUUUGUUAUCUUUUACGCCAUUUGUAAGAACUGACAGUGCUGUUAAACUUAAAAUUGCAAACAAAUAGCAAUAUAAAUAGAUUCUCCAUUCUAACGAUACAAUUAUUAACUCUCUUGCGAAAUUUGAUGACUUUUUCAUGUAUUUUGACUGAGUAAUAGAGGUUAAAACUCAUUGUAGUAAUCUUGGGCGGUCUAAAAAUGCCAAAUUCUUUUGAAUGCGCAAUUCUUAAGAACAUCGAUUUGGGUGAACUUUGAAGCUCUAUAACAAAAAAUCAAGCACAUGGACCUAUGUUAAUUUUUGCAUAUUUCGAAUAUUAAGGUUAUAAAGUAUGCGCAAAGUUUGGUGAAAAUGACAUGGAUUUCACUUUAACUGCGGAACGUCCUUAAAAAGUUUAUUUUCAGCAAAGUAGGCCCAAGUCAUUACGUUUAUUUUGAUUUUUUUUUUGCAAUUUAUAAAUGGGUGUUUAAGGUUAAAAAAAACCUUCACCGAAAGUUGUGAAAAUUUCAUAUUCUGCAUCUUUAAAUCCAUGAAAUUGUCAUUUGUAACCCAUAUUUCGUUGGAAUUGUUUUGAUUUAUUUGGAAACUAUCAAGAAAAUGAAGAAUAUUCAGCUCUUUCUUGACUCUGAAAAAGAUCAUUUUAUGAUGUUAAAAAAAAAAAAAUCAAAACAACAAAAAAAAACCUUCAGUGAAGGGUAAACUAAAUUAAGCAUCAAGGCUUCACCAAAAGUGGAGUGGCUAAAAUUUCACAUUUUGCAUCUUUAAAUCCAUGAAAUGGCAAUUUAUUUUCCAUAUUUGUUUUGAUUUAGUUGGAAACUAUUAAGAAUAUUUACCUCUCUCGUCUUUUCUUCAUCGUUUUACGAUGUUACACUCGGUCAAUAUUUUUUCAUUGUAGUCCCACAUGUAGACUUUCAUGGUGUUGCAACACUCACUGACAACGAUUGUUGAUCGUUUUACACUUGGGCAACACCAUGGAAGUCUACAUGUGGGACUACAAUAAUAAAAAACAUUUACCGAGUGUAACAUCAUCUUAAAUCAGAGUUGAGAAAGAGCUGAAUAUUCUUAAUUUUUUGGUACUUUCCAACUAAAUCAAAACAAUUUCAAGGUAAUAUGGAAAAUAGAUGGCCAUUUCAUGGAUUUGAAAGUGCAAAAUGUGAAAUUUUAGCCACUGUUAGUGUUUUUUUUUUUCAAUUGGCGAAUUGCGCAAGAUAGUAGCGCAUGCGCACAUAGAAUGUAAGAUGAAGUACUUUCCUUUCCCAAUAGCUGUUUUCACAAACAAAAAAUUAUAAUUACUGGUAUGAAAUGAAAAUAUGAUUUUGAUCAUGAGUACUCAAGUUUCGUCUUAUCUUAAAAGCUUGGUGAACAGGUGAAAAUCCAUAGGGGUCUUUCACAAAUAGUUAAGUGUGACUUAGUUAUGCUUAAAUGCCAAAGGGUACAUGAUAUGUAAUAACACACAAUCCUAUUGAUUAAUAUGCAGUAGCCCGCAUCCUCUUAGCAUGAUUUGGCCAAUGCAGUGAUGUUUUUUAUGCUGCAAGCAUGUAGGUCCAUGCUGCAACAUCUGAGAGUUUAAGUACGACUCUAAGUCAUACUUAACUCUUUGUGAAACACACCGAGGUAUGGUAUUAGCUAUAAGAUUAGUCUCAAACUUGGAUUUUAUGCAUUUAAACAAUAAUAUGUUUGAAAUGCAUACAAAAUCAACUUUGGGUCUAAAUUUCAUCCCUUAUUUUUCAUGAAAUUUUUUUAAAAGUGACAUAAUUAUGUAACGCUCAACUUAGAGGCGUCUAAUUUCUCCGAUUCUUCAUGGUUUUGUGACAACACAUCAACAUGAUUUUCCAUCUCGUUUCUAUAGAGUUUAUAUUCUAUUUUUUCUGGAUGAUUGUGAGUGCUUAUCAGCUGACAAAUAGCCUCAGGAAAGGUCAUUCCAAUUCUCUUCACGCUCUCCUUUUCUUUCCGGUCAGGAAAAAAAGCACUUAUACUUGGUCUUAAUUUAGCCUUCCAAAUGUACUUCUUAUUUGGCAAUGUUGUCUCAAGGCUCUGAAUGCUCAGCUGCCUUGUCAUUGACAUACUUAUGGGGAUAUUUCAAGUUUUCUGCUAAGAAUGAAUCCAUAUUUUGUGUGCCAACAAUUGCUCAUAUAGAAAUUCUGUAUAUAAUGUCAAAAAUAAAACACAAUACUAUUCCUAAUCAUUAUUUCCCAGUUGUUUUAAACCGAACCCUGACGUGCAACUAUCUUUCUUAUUUACAUCUGGUUUCAUGAAACUUUCAGUGUUAUUUCUAUUUAAUUUCACUUCUAUUUAUUCACAUCAACUUUAUGAUGGAGUGGACUUGACCUUUAAGAAAGGAGCAAUUGCCAUAAAAUCAAAUGUUCAGUCAAGGUGCAUAAUAUAAUAUGCAUUCAUACUGGAUUUCAAAUUUGACGCAGACUGCUAAGGAGUGGCCAUCCUGCAAACAAAAAAAAGACAUCAAACAUGCAACAAAGACAUGCAAACAUGUUUGACAAAUGAAUUAAAACUAUAAAAUAUUAUAAUGAAGUAACAGUUGAUUCAAUAAACAAUAUGAACUUUACUAACUUUUAAGAUGAAAUGAAAUGACGCUGGAUAAGUAUCAAUCAGAAUAAACUGGAUUUUAGUGAGAUAAUGAUUUCAGCUCCAUGGCUUUAAGGACGAGAACGGCAAAUCUUGGCCUCCACAUCCUGCUUAUGAAUGUCUCUAUAGGCCUCUAACUUAAGUUUUUUUAAUUUCUUAUAUGGUUUGACUUUGAGUGUCAGUAAAUGUAGUGAGUCAUAAUGCAGUAUCCCUCACAUCAGGAACUAUGACUAUUUAACUUAUAGUGAUGGGCCCUUAGCCACAGCAGGUGAUACAAUUCUUAAUAUAAAGUACUGCUAUAAUUUGAUAAAACUAUGUAAUUUGAUUGGCCAAGAGUAAAUUUUAAUGCAUAUUUCUAGAAUUUGAUAAAUGAUAAUUUCCAUAAAGGAGAGUCCAGUUCAAGAUACAAUUCAUGGGCAACAAAAAGUUUAAGAAAUGUUGCAGCAAUAUUUUUGGCCACUAAUAUAAUCUAAAUGUGAUGAAAUACAUUAUGUUGAAAUCAAAUUUAUUCUCAUGCACACUGCAGAAAAGCAUAUUUUCAAGUUCUUAAGCAAAAAUGAAAUAUUGAAUAAAACCCCCAAAAUUAGUACCACAAAACAAAUAAUACCCAUUUUUAUAUUAGAUAAAGCAGAAAUGAUUCAUUUUCAUUCAUUAUUUUUAUUUUUCUUUAUUUGUUUACAGAAACUUGGCUAGUGAAGAGAAAUAGUCAUCAAGCCAUGAAGAAUGAAAACCGUCAUUGACAGCACAACUUCACAUAUAUAGAGAGUGGAUGUGAGAUCAGUACAGCAUAUGAGGACUUAUCAGUUAUGAUCUAUGUGAAUACACCAUGAAUAGGAUCAGUUUGAAUAUUCUGCUUGCAGCUGGUAUCAUCACUAGUCUUCUGAGCUGUGUCCUCUGCCAGGGCUGGAGACCAGCUUGUCCAAAGCCAUGUCGCUGUUCAUUAGAUCGUAGCCCUCAACAGACUUAUAGCCUUGGACCAGGAGCUUACAAGCAGGUCGACUGUCGCUAUGGAAACCUAUUCAAUAUACCCCCAAACCUUCCACCAGAUACUCAAGUGUUACUUCUCUCCAACAAUUUUAUAAAUGUGAUUACUCCCCUUGAGUUGGAGCAGGUUCCCCACCUGAAAAAGCUGGACCUGUCCCACAAUUACAUCACAGAUAUUGCACCAGAGACUUUCAAAUUCAAUGCAGAUUUAAAGAUGUUAAAUCUUGGAUGGAACCAGAUUGUUGUGAUAGCUAACAGUGCAUUUGAUGGAUUAAGCGCCCUCUCUAGACUUUUGCUGUCAUCUAACCAGCUUGUUGAUGUUCCAAAUGCUAUACAGAAUUUAAUAUCUUUAGUAUUAUUGGAGCUUUCUCGCAACCAGAUUGUGACAGUAAAUCAGAAUUCAUUUGCAGGUCUCGGACAAUUGCAAUUCUUAAAUCUUCGAAGCAACCAACUAGAAACUGUUGCUCCACUCACUUUUAAUGACUUAAGAUCACUAGUCAAUCUUCAUCUGACAGCAAACAAAUUGAAGGUCUUGCCUGCCAAUGUGUUCAGAAACUUGAACAACUUGGCUGACAUUUCACUCGGUAUGAAUGACCUUGAGCAGAUUCCUCCAUACAUCUUCUAUGGAUUAAGAUCUGUGAGACAUAUUGACCUUCAUAACAACAAGCUAACUCAUCUUCCAUCCACUCUUUUUCAAGGAAUGGCAGCACUGCAGGAGAUUGACCUUAAUGGAAACAAUAUUUUAAGAGUUCCUCCAACCCUUUUCAGAGGCCUUGUAAAUCUCCGUUCAAUUGAAUUCACUGGCAAUGAUCUCCUUGAACCCUUACCUGUAAGUCUAUUAUAUGGUCUUCAAUCUCUCCAAAGUGUCGAACUCCACCUGGUGCAGAAUAUUCCAACAGCAAUGUUCAGGUCUGUACCGCAACUCACCAUUUUAGAAAUUACAGAAAGCGAUAUACCCGUCCUGCCAUAUCAAAUAUUUCAAAACUUGCCAAAUUUACAGACUCUUAUUCUUCGAGAUAAUGGCAUAGGAAUUAUUCCAUCAGGUACGCUAAAUGGACUAACAAGUCUAAGAAGUUUAGAUCUGUCACUAAAUGCACUUACAUCCCUAAAUGAAACAACAUUUGGUGCCAUGUACUCUAUUAGAGAACUAUUCUUACAGGAUAACCUGAUCACUUCUGUCUCGCGUGGAGCAUUCAGUAGUAUGACACAGCUGCAGACCCUGAGGCUUGAUGUUAACAUUUUAAGAGAGUUGCGCGCUGAUGCAAUGCCUGAGAAUGCUGCACUCAAGACACUGCAGUUAGCUGAUAACCCAUUGGAGCGUGUUGAUGGUGCAAUGUUUUCAAGACUCCCCAAUCUAGCUCAUAUGACCAUGGAUAGCAGAAGAUUAAUCUGUGAUUGUCACAUGUCAGAAUUUGCUAAAUGGAUGCAGAGGAAUCAAAACACAAUUGAUACAACUAGUGAGCUUGUUUGUGGAACACCAUCUGGAUUCAGGAACAGACCUCUAUUGAAUCUCAUCUCAAAUCCUCGAAAUCCAUUUCGGUGUGCAUAUCCAGCUAUUACCACAUUGCCCAAGACACAACAUAAAGCAGUGUCAACUGGAGCUACAUUCACUCUCCCAUGUAAAUUAACUGCCCAGGCAGCUGCAAGGACAAGGUGGCAACUCCCAAAUCGUCCAGGUAUCUCAGUUCCAUCUUACCGACAGGAGGCCACUUAUGAUCCUAUUGGUCAUUUGAAAGUCAAUGGUGAUGGCUCUCUAGUGGUAUACAAUGCAAGUGCUGAAGACAGUGGGUUGUAUCACUGCAACACCAGGAAUUCUAUGGGCUCUGACAAUAUUACUUACGCUGUCGCCGUUCUUGCACCAAAUGCUCCAACAGCACCCGGUAUUCUCCCAAAGAUUCCUCCUGUAGAAUCUACAGCACAAGGAAAUACAACAUUCUCAAUUCCAAAGCCACAACAACCCACUCGUGGCAUGCCACCUACUAGGAGAACCCAUAUUGGACCAGUUCAACCAACAAUUACCUCUCAAAGAAAUGAUACUGCAAAUGUUCAUCCUCCAUUUGGGGCAACUGUUAAGGCAAUGGGUCCAGGUCAAGGAGCUCAAAAAACAACCCUGCACCCACUGACUGUCAAUUCAAAAACAGGAGAGCCUAAAAUGGCUGACAGAACAUUGGUCCCAACCUUUGCAUCUUGGACAACAAGAAGUCCAGGACAAAAAGUCCCAUGGGGAACUGCAAUGCCUCCACUGUUUGAAGGGUCCACAGAUACACCUUUAGGAACGAUUGUCCCAAACUUGAAAUGUUUCCCAAAUCCCUGUCAAAAUGGAGGUACAUGCAAUAUGGUACCAAAUGAAAGUAUUGAGUCAGAAAGUGAAAACUUGAGCUCUGAAAAGUCAUUGUUUGCUGUCUUCAAUGAUGCAUUCCGAUCAAGAAAGCCUAGAUCUGCAGAAAAUGCAAUGAAAAAAGCAUUAGCUCCAAGCAGACAAAUCCGCUGCUCAUGUCUGAAAAAGUAUGGAGGGCCCUUAUGCCAAAUCCUUAAGCCGGGUAACCCUACCAAAGUAGCCGUUGUGGAAUCUACCAAUGAUGUGAUUACUCUCAGUUGGUCACAAGCUGUCAAGGGUGAAGUUGCUGGUUACAGGGUAUUCUACAGCCUCGUUGGGGAUCGCACAGUAGUAAAGAGUAUUCCGAUUCAUCCAGAUGUUAACCUCUUCUCUAUGAACAAGCUCAAAAAGGAUUCCACAUAUCGCAUCUGUGUGAUAGCAUUCAACAAAGGGGGUGAAAGCUCUAUUGGAGAGGAAAAUUGCAUUUGGGCAGAAACAGUUACACAAAACAGGAGCACUAGUCCAAUAUUUAGCACUCAGUUCAUUGCUAUUGCAGCUGGGAUUGUCUCGCUGUUUGCUGUAGCUUUGUUUAGUGCUUAUUGUUAUCUGCGGACAAAGAAAAAGCGAGACAGCUUUGAAGAAGCAGUGGUUGUGCAAAGACCAGCACCGAGGCCAGCAUCAGCAGCUGCAGAAGUGUUUAGAAGAAGCCUUAGGAGGCCAAUGGGUUCAUACUAUUCCAAUAUGGAUGACUUAAUGCUCAUAGACAUGAAUCAACAAACAAACAGGCAAAUGUACAUGAAUCCAUUUGAUGCACGGCAUUCUGCAAUGCUUCAUGACAUGGAGUCCAGAAGACCAACACAGAGUCAAAGUGCUCCGAAAAUUUUUACAAAACCGAAUCAAAGACGAACUCUUCGCAUUCAAGAGGAUACUGUCUUAUGAUAAGCAGACAGAUUUACAGUCCUAUGAGCCUUUUUUCUCAAAAAAGAACAACUUAACUUGUUUUAUGUAUUCAUGCAUUGAUGUUUGUGUCUGUGAAUUACUUGUCAGAUGAUCUAACAUAUUAAUUGUGAGAAGUAAAUUUAUGAUUAAUAGUGUAUAAUUCUUAUAUUCACUAUCAAUUCAUUCACAGAAGUUAAGUACAAAGUACACUGGAAUCCAGUUUGUACUAUCAUUGUUUGUACAGACACUGUUUAAAGCUAAGUUCGACUGCUGGUAUAAAAAUCUUAUUUCGAAAGGAAAUGAUUAUAAUCAAUCCUUCAGAGGUCAUCAUAAGCCAAAAUUCUUUAGAACAAUAAAAUCUCAUUAAAACAACUCAGGCUUGUUUGAAAUUAUAUUCAAUUCACUACAUGGUUUUCUUGGUGUUGCUAACACGGGAAACAACAUGUGGGACAACACUAUAAACUAACGGGCAUUUUUCAAUAAUUUGUUUGAUCUUCAUUUUGCUCGUCAUUCUGAAAUUAUCUAUUAUCAUUUCGCAGAUAUCAUUUAUUUAUUUCAUAUAUAAUUCUGUGUAAAUUUUGUUCAAUUCUGUGAACAUUUUAUUGUCUGUUGUUACCGUUACCAGCACCAGAGUUUACCUUUAAUUUUGAGAGACAUUGAAGUGAGCAUGUUAUCUUUUUUAAAACUUGAUAGACACAUACUACUAUUUAACAAAACAAUUACUUCCAUACACCUUUCCACUGUUCUCAAUACUGUUGACAAUAUUGCUACAAUAUGUCUGCUAAAACAAAGUAUAGUGCUAAAAUGUGUAAUGGUUUAUUGUUAUCAUUAGUGUUACAAGGAUCAAAAAUAAAUUAAAAAAGUGUCAGGGGCAAUAUUUCAUUUAGCCCAUCAUAAAAAGAUUUUUAAAAUCAUUGCAGAUGAUUGGCUGUAAGAAGAUUUGUCAAGAUUUGUGUAAGUGGUUGAUAAUGGUAUCAAGUUUAUGAAACAAGGCCCUAGCAGAUCAAAUAGUGUUAGUCCAAGGUAUUGACAAGAUAUACCAAAUGCACGAUAAAAGACCAAGGGAAUAAAAUUGAUGUAUAAUGUCAAGUAUAACGAGUUUUGAACAUGAUUGCAGCCAUGCCAAAACACAGAUGCCUUAAAAAUAACUUCCCUGACUCAACAUUUGGCUGGGGUGCACAUCCUGCUGAGAGGUGAGUGAAGACUCCCCUGAAACCACAUCUCUCUCAGGGUUUCCCUCAUCUCUUCUUCCUGUGUAUAAAUGGAUCACAACAGAAUUACCUGGGCCCUACAAAUGCUCCCUUGCUUUCCUCUCAGGAAAGAAAUCAAAUCAGAAGGGAGGUUAACUUAUCAAAGGAAAAAGAACAAUGGAAUAAAACAGGUUUAGGAAAAGAAAACUGUAGAAUUGAUUUCAGCUAAUAGCUUCUUCUCUUCUUCCUUAUUAUUUUUCCUUUGCAUUCUCCUCCUUUUUCUUAUGAUGCUCAUUAUUAGCAUUAUCUAUAUACACUUUUAUCCAUCUUCUAUUAUUCAGAACCCACCAGUUCAAAGAUAGGCAAAACCUAUCAAGCAAAUUGCUGAUGCUAAUACUACUACUAUCACUACUACUACUACUACUACUACUGCUGCUGCUGCUGCUACUACUACUUCUACUACCACUACUACUACUACUACUACUACAUGUACUACUACUACUACUUAUACUACUACUUCGACUACUACUACUACUACUAAUAAUAAUAUUAUACUUCUUCUUCCUCUACUACUACUUCUGCUACUUUUACUACUACUUUUACUACUAAUACUACUAAUACUAAUAAAACUACUACUGGUGGCAUUUCCCACGUUUUCGACAGGCAUCGACUUUGCAAGACUUAAAAAAAAAAUUUGAAGUGUCUCUGACAAACUUGAAAAUAUCUAGUUUACAUUAUCUGCUUAUCAAUAAUUAAAUAAUGCAGUUUUUGCUUAAUCAACCUUUAAAUGCUGAAGUGCUUCCUGCAGACACAAAGUGUCCUGAAAAUCCCCAUCAUAUUUUGAAAUUCAAACAAACUCUCUCGUAUUUUAUCUGAUCAAAGAAAUUUUUUAAACAGAAAUACUCGACUUCCUCUACAUAUAUCAAUCUAAAAGACAAUACAAAAUCAUAGGCGACCGAGAGUCUUCAUCUCAAGCUGCAUCAAAUUAAUCCUCUGAUAAUGUUUCAUUCAUUUGAUAGAUAUAACAGAUCUUGGGUAUGGAAAUCAAGUCUAUUCUAAUGAUAUUCUAUGAACUUCCUUAUCAAGAUGUUCCUUGAUCAAUAUGAUUAAUAAUGGGAUAGGAAUUCUUUCACUCUCCAAGGAGUUCAAUUUGACUAAAAAGCAACUCAUGAAUUUCUAUUUAUGAAUGGAACCCUACAUGUUUAUAUAUUCCAUAUAAAGUUGACUGUGUCCCCUUUCAGUGAUUCUUUGUUUCUUGUACGUGCUAAAAUAGUCUGUAUAUAACAGUUAAAUUUGCUUUCAGCCAUUCAUAGCAGACAGCACUUAUGUUUUACACAGACCCUUUCAAAAAAAUCAACCCAAGAGGGAGCGAACUGUCAUGGUAAAAGUAAAUGCCUACAUCUGGCCAACGGAAAGCACUAGCUAAGUUCAGUUAUGCAUGCAUGCUAUUUGGCCAUGCAAAGAAUUUUGGACUGGAUUUUGAUAGCACUGUUCCCAUUCAGUAAUUUUCCAGGCUCCACCUGGUGCUUGUAAAAACAGCAUCAAAUGAGCAUUGAUAUCUUUUUUUGCCCCUACACUUUCAGUUAUUAAAAAUUUUGUGAUUUUGGGCAGGCCAGGUGCAAAGCAAGCAUUGACCAGCAAAUUGCUCAAUGGGGUGUUAGUGUGCAUAGCAAGCAAAGUAUCUUUGAAUAAGUGUUAUACUUUGGAAUAAUGCAAAAUGGCUCAUAUAAAGUGCGAUCCAUCUGAAGAAAUGAGCUAUAACUGCAACAGCCAUACCAGGAAAAGAAGGCACUUGUGUUAGAAAAAGAGCAACACAUAUAACGUGCAAGUUUUUCAUUAUCUUUAUUCGGGAAAAAAGAAGGGAGCAGAGACUAGCUGCUGUAAGUAAAAAAAAGAGUGAUGAUACAUGUCUGUGUCAUUUACAAAUGUUAAACAAACACAAUUAUUUCAAAGCUAAACCUUGAACAACUGUUUGAUUUGGCAAAGUGCCUCAAUGAGGAUUCUAUAUUCUGAAUAUUUUCUUUAAUUUCCAUUAUUCUUAAACAAAAGAGAGAGAAUGGGAGAAUGACUAUGUGUCACAUGCCAUGUAAGGAACAUCAUGUAUAUUUAGACUGCGUUAAUCAAGAGAUGACAUGUCUGGAAACAGUGAACAGGAUGUGUAGGAACUUCAAGAAUUUUUCAAGAAGGGCUUAAGAGUCGAUCAAUGGACAAAUUCAAGGAUACAUAGAUUUUUCAUAUACAUGGUACCAGAAUCAGCAAGAGGGUGAUUUUGUCCAUUAUUUUUAAAAAUGAGAGCUUCUGAAAUGUCCAUGUAUGUUUAUAUGAUGGUAAAUUACUAUUUUCUUCAUAAAGGAAUAUUACAUCAAUUAUCAAAAUUUUCAUACAGAUAUAAAUGAUUUAGAACUGUCUCUUUUUUCAGGUGAAUACUGAAAUUAAAUAUAGAUUUAAAAAAAUGAAUCAUCUUGAAAUAGCUAGGAGUAAUUAAUCUCUUUGGAGUUUAGAUCUCAUGAAAAAUACUAUAUAAGACUAAGUUAAUAUUAUUAUUAAAAUUAGGAAAGUGAAUCCCUCCAAAAGAUUUAUAGUUAUAACAAUGAUAUAUCAUACAAUGUUCUAAGGCGAACAUUUUGUAUGAAAUUGUUUUAACGAAAAAAGCCUACAAUUUAAGACCUAUAUCAUGUGAUAAAGCUUCCUUUCACUUCAUUGUUAAAUUCAAGAAUUACACACAAAAGGCACAAAUUGCAGAUCCUCAUCAAACCUUUAAGAGUGGAAUUCAACAUAUGAGGCCCAUAAGCCAGACUGCCAACAAGAAAUUUCCUUGAAGAUAUUUUUAAAACCUUAGUCCGUCUUGACAUUGGACUUGAUUAAGGGGAUAGUUAUAUGGUGUGUGGGAAAGGGCAAUGAUUUAAAAACCUAUUAAUUGCUUUCAAACUAAAAAAAAUCUUAAAGAUUUAAAAACAUACUGAUUGCUUUUUAAACUAUAAAAUUUCAUAAAUUGUUUUCUAAUACCAUGGUCACAUUUGCUCUACGGCGGCCGUACGCCGAGUCGAAAACAGCCGUUUCAACAUUUUUUGUACCAACUAGAUAAUUAUAGGUGGUUUGAAUUAAAAUUAAUAAAACGGCUGUUGUCGACUCGCCGUACGGCCGCCGUAGAGCAAAUGUGACCAAGGUAUAACAGUCAUUUUCUUGUGUGUUUUUUUUCUUAUUAAGUAAAUUUCAUCUCUGGAUAAGAAGUGAUCAGUGCAUUUAUCACUCGUUAUUAUUUGCUUUAAGCUACGAAAACUAAUUGGGAAAAUGGAAAUUUGCUCCAGAAUUGCUUUUAAUGGCCCAUUUUUGCUCAGCAACAUAUGGAAGGUUCAAACCAGAAUAAUUUAUUAUCAAAUAAGAUGCCAAAGAAGUCUUGUCAAAAAUUUGUAAACUGGGACAACUAUUUAAUCAUAGAUUCAGGGAGGAUGCAAAAUAUCAAGCAUGCUCUUUGCCUUGAAUAAGGGACAUAACUGUUCUCUCAGUUCGCCAAUUUUUGACAGAGUCCUACAUGUCCUUUGAAGGGCAUUGGAAAAUAAAGUCUUCUGUUCUUCUCUGGACAUCAAUGAGUGAAGGCUCCCAAAUAAAAGGAUACAAGAAAGUACCCUCUCCCAACAUCACCCCAUUUCAUCAAUACUUUUCAAACAAAGUUUUGGUGAACUGAGACAGCAAUUUCGUUAUACCACCCCCCCCCCCAAAAAAAAAAAGAAGCUAAACAAACCUCUAGAAUUUCUGAAUAUGUAUAUUUCAUGAGAUGGCUCUUUUUUAUUACUUUGGUUGAUAUGACUUUUUUACAUGAUUCAGCUUGUAAAUAAUGAAGCGUGUAUACAUGGCUACAACAUGAUGAAAAUACAUUAAUGCAUAUAAUACAUGUAUGAUCUGAUAUUAGGCAAGCAUCUUAUUACACAUUUUAUAUGAUCAAGGUGUUCAAUCUUUGCUCAUGUAUUAAAUAUUUUUGUACCUAAAAGCACAAUGUACAUGGUUACAACAUAUACCUUGAAAUAAUAAGGUGAUAUGCUGUUCACGUUUCUGUAUGUAAAUAUUGUAAUGUAUGCAUAAUGCUACUCUCUCAAUGUAUGUUACAAGUGAAUAUGUAAUCUAUAUAUGGCAUUGUUUACUGCCAUUUUCUUCAUGCUGGCAUAUUUUGAUUAAAUACAGAUUGUAUCUAAAAACACCAA
Lytechinus pictus (painted urchin) is the source of this 14649-nucleotide messenger RNA. RefSeq lists its product as uncharacterized. NCBI's taxonomy places the organism in Eukaryota, Metazoa, Echinodermata, Echinoidea, Temnopleuroida, Toxopneustidae. The coding region runs from base 5847 to 9260 and encodes 1137 amino acids. Gene Ontology annotation, molecular function: protein binding. The transcript has a single exon. The record is from RefSeq and is a predicted model, not a curated record.